This is a messenger RNA of Eutrema salsugineum, 952 nucleotides long. RefSeq lists its product as uncharacterized. NCBI's taxonomy places the organism in Eukaryota, Viridiplantae, Streptophyta, Magnoliopsida, Brassicales, Brassicaceae. Bases 51 to 821 code for a protein of 256 amino acids. The record is from RefSeq and is a predicted model, not a curated record. The transcript is spliced from 3 exons.
CAGAUGAAACCCCUAAAUUCACAAAGUCUCUCUCAUCAGCAUCCGCAGCGAUGAUCUCCGUCGAAAGCAUGAGCAUAAAAUUCCCAGCUUCCUCCGAAGAUACGUUCGGGAUUAGCACACUUGCGAUGUUGGACAUGGAGGAUUUCGAAAUUCCUGAUCCUCCAAGUUCGAUUGAAGGGAAAAUCAGAGAAUAUCUUGCCAUGGAAGGUUAUCUUCCGCUGGAGUUAACAAUGAAGUGUGUUUGUGCUGAUGAGAAUAACUUCACGGAGGAAUCGUGGAUGGCAUUUGAGGAAGCCAGAAUUUACCCCUUUUUAACACUCGAAGAUGAUGAACUUUCGAGGCUUAGCAUGAUACUAGUGGACAGCCUUUUCUGGGCAGACACCGAAGGUGAAGGAGUUAAUGUGCUGAUAAUCUCCAAACACAUCCAGAAACAUCCCCUUUUCUCCAAAUUUCGUCUUCUUUUGGAAGAAAGAGGUGGUCAUGUUGCCGUUGCACCGCCUGAAACCGUCCUAAACUUAGACGUUGACGAAGCCAAAAUCAUGUCUAACUAUCGUCGAAGUAGUGCGUCCUUUGUUACAUAUUAUGAGUUUGAAGACAACCGCGAUUACUCUAAGUUGUUUGACUCCCCACCCUCCGGGUUGUCGGAUCCUUUGGAGGAUGAGUCGGAUCUUUUGGAGGAUGGUGAAUUGUUGAGCGUCUCCAGUUUGUCGGAUCCUUUGGAGGAUGAGUUGGAUCUUGAUGGUGAAUUCUUGGCGGUGUGUCUUCGCUUGAAAUGGACAAGGGAAAAGGAGUCGAAACGCGGCUAUAAAGCAAAAGAAUAGGUGUGUAAAGAUGAGGUGGUAAUAGAGGUGGGCGUGGCCGUGGCUAGUUUGCUCCUUUUAAUCGAAGCGUUACUUUUUGUAUAUCAAUUUCUUCUAAUCUAAGACUUGCACAAUGUGCAAUCUCUUUGAAA